AAAAUGAAUUAUUAUCGUGCUUGGUUAUUAAAAAGAAAAAUAAAACGAAAAUGAAAAGUUUUUCAAAUAAAAUGGAAUAAGGCAAAUCUUGCACUCCCACUAAUAACAAAAAGAAAAAUAUAAAAAAUGAAUAGUGGUUGAAAUCAAGAAAUGUUUAACUGAAAUCGUUACGGCUAUUAAGUAAGAGUUGCACAAACUCUUAUACGCUCAACUAAUUGCUUGUUCGUUUAUAUAUAUGAAUGCGUGAUAAACUGAAGAGACUAUAAUAAAAAAAAAAAAAAAAGAAAAAAAAAGUCUUAAACAAAAUGAUGGAAAUUAAACAAAAUACAUCAAUGGAUUUUAAUGAUUUGAUGUCAACCAGUAAAAGCGAUGUUAACACUAGUGUAAAUGAUGGCGAUUCAGUUAUGACUGACUUGACCUUAAAUAAUUUGGAAAACCAUUUAAUAGCAACCGCCAGUGAAAAAUCUUCUCCGAUUACUGAUGAUGUGGUUUCCUCUCUAAUUGGUAUCGAUAACGAUUUAGAUGUACCGGUUAGUGCAGAGUUAGAAGAUGUUUUAUUGGCGGGUGAUGAUGUUGUUAGUUCGUCAGAUAAUAUUGGCGCAACAGUUGUUGCCCCCAAUCCAACAAUUGUAAACAGUGAUAAGUUAGAUUCGUUAACUUCUAUUAUAAGCUCCACCAAUGAUGAAAGAAAUGUGGGUGAUGAUCUCGACACUUUGCUAUCAAAAAUUAAUGAUAUAGUUCAAGAUGAUCCAGUAAAGAAUGCCGAGCUUAAAGAACAGGGAGAAGAGGAGAAACGAUCCACUGAGAAAAUUAUCUUGUCUAUAGAAAAAGAAAACCACGUGGAAAAAAGCAUCACUGUUAAGCCGGAAAUAUUUGCAAACAAAAAGGAUAAGGAAAUAAUUCAAGAAAUUGAUACAAAAACAAAAUACAAAUUGGAAAUCGAAAUUGAUAAAGCGCAAAGAGUAGAAGAGGUGAUAUCGCAGACAGGUGAAAUUGAAGUUGUUAAUGGCCCCCCAUCUGAGAAUUUAAUUAAAUCACCCGAACAAAGUCAAAAGAACCUGACACUGGUAGAUGAGAUCGUAGAAACCACCGAAGAAGCGGUUGUCGCGAGCUCUUCUUCCCUAAUUGAUGAGGUUGCUACGAAAGAAAAUCUAACCUUAGUUCAGGAUAAGAGUAAUGAUAAUUCGGUUGUCCGUAUUGACAAAAGCCCGUUAAAUACUACAAAAGAUUUGACUGUAAUUGAAGAAAACUCUGCAGCCGAGAAAAAACCGACUCCCGAGAUUAUUAAAGAAAAUAAGACUGAAGAAGGACAAAAAGUAACAAAAGACAUUGAAACUUCUGUAGGUAAAGCGGAAAGUGCCGUAAUAAUAACGGUGGAAUCGAAUAAAGACGCAGCGAAGGAAAACACUAAAGAAACAGUUGAAGUGAACUGCGCUGAAAAAGAUGGGAAAAUGCCUGCACUCUGUUUAGAUGACGAGCUUCGGUGCCAUCAGCCCAAAGAGACACAGGCAGAACAGCAGGAGUUUAAAACAGAAGGAGAAAAAAAUAGAAAGAAGGCGCCUCCUGAUAAUGCCGCACAAAAGGAGCCCUCAGUUAACAAAACAGAUCAUGAAGGCUCUGAUGAUGAAAUUGAAUUUUUUGUGGAAAAGUCAGACGAGUCAUUAAUUGAGACAGAUGAUGGAUCAACUACUGAAGGGAAAAAAUCUCUACAACCGGAGAAAACUGUAGGGAAGGAUCAGGAUAAGUCUGAGACAUUGACGGAAAUCUCCACAAAUGAAAAGAUCUCCAACUGCAAUGAAAAUGUAGAAGAUGUAGUCGUUUUAGAUGACGAGGAAGAGGAAGAUGAAACAAACAAAGAUAAAAUUGUCAAAGAUGGUGAAGUCAAAUCGAAGCAAACUUUGGAUCCUGUUGUUGCUGGGACUACGAAAAAUUCAUCAGAAGAAAACAAAACACUUAAUCAGGAGCCGAACGAUCAGUCGAAAACGUCACUACAACCGGAUAAUUCAGACAAUGCUCGUGAUGAUUUUAAUAGCGAAAAGUCUGUAGAGGAAAAAUGUAGUACUCCCGUCGCAGACGCUGACGAAAUAACUAGCAACUGCAGUAGCAGCAGUAAUUUGUUGCAAGAAGCGAAGCCCGUAGAAGGUGCUAGUGAGGAUCCUUCAUUAGCCGAGGCUGACAACGAAAACGAAGACGACGACGAUAAUGAUGAUAAUGACGCAGACUUGGAAAUUGUAGAAAGUGAGCUGAAAGUAGAAGGCGGGGAAGAGAGAAAUGAGGAUGAACCGGCUUCGAAGCGUGUAAGAUUAAAUCAGGAAAAUGAGGAAUCCACUAAUACUGAAAGUCUAAACGCCGAACGUCUAGAGUCCACAGAAACGCAAGACGAGGAUAAAACUGCUACGAAGACCGAACCCGAAAAAGAAUCAAUCGCGGUAAAUCCUAAAGAAGAGAAAGUGGAAGGGUCAGUUGUUGCAGUUAAACGUUCACACGAUGUUAUUGAAAUAGAAGGCGAUGAUGUACCUGAAAAUUUAGAUCAAUGUAAAAAGUUUAAAAGAGCCGAAACGCCACCCAAACAAGAACCAAUCUCAUCUCCUGCUACGAGCGAAGAGAAAAGCUCUGUAAAAUUAAGCGGUUCAUUAAAAUUCGUGCCGUCUGAUACACCCAUUCCACUUUAUCCCCCUCCUAUAUUCGAUGAGACGGUGAAUUCUAAAGAAUAUAAGCUUAGCUUGGACUUUUACAAAAAAUUCCAUAAAUCUUUUAAUAAAAUGACUAAACAGGAUCUCGAAGAAUUAGUUUUACAAAAAUUGGUUGAAGCAAUCAUUCACAAAAGCGAAUUUGCCGAUAUGCGUGAUUUGGUCGAAAAACAAGAGAAAAUUAUUUGCAGCCAACGUAAUAAGCUUACCGAGCUAACGAAACAAUUUCGUGAUCUCGAAAUGGUGCACAGUCGUGUGGUAAAAGAUAUUGAACAGCGUAAUUCUCAGUUUAUAAUGCCGGUGAAAAUCACACGGGCGGUCGGUCUUCAGGUAUAUAUUCCGAAUAAGAAACCAUUAGCCGAAACAGGUAGCAGUAGCACGCAAAUUUCGCCGCAACGUCCCCAAGGACCUUUGGCUCAGCAAUUGGUGACACCGCAAAGACCCAUUGCUCACAAUGUAUCUGGUUCCGAAAGUUUAUCAGCAAAUUCAUCACGUAUCAAUAAUAUUAUGCCUACAGCAGUAGUUCCUGUAAAUGUACGACGCGGUUGUGUGCAGAAAAUAACACCAACCCGUCCUAUAAAUAGCGCUGCUGCGAGUAGCACAUCAAAUGCUACCAAUUCCGUGGUAUAUCGUACCAAUAGUCUGUCAACAACAGCUAAUCAACUGGCUCAGCCAAGAAUAUUAAAUAAAAAUAUUGGAUCCAACGCAAGUGCUACCGUUAACCCAGGCAGCGGCACUGUCGGUGGAAAUGCUACCAUGCAAAGAUCGCAGUUUUCAGUGCCGGCGAGAGACCCACAACGACAGCAGUUGCAGCAACAACCACCACAACUGAUUCGUACUGUUCCUCCUGCAAGUGGACAACGUGCAAGUACACCUAAUGUUAAUACCCAAUCGAAGCCGUUAGGUGCAGAUAUUAUGCAAAGGCGUUCCGAUAUAAUGGUUGCAGCUAAUAACAACAGCAAUGCUACAACAUCUGCGACGCCUUUAGUAGUAAUGGAAAAUUACCUGAGCUCUAUUAAUCAUUUAAGUGGCACAAACACGUCAGUGAGCAUUACACCAGCUAAACCAAAAGAGAAGGCAGUUAUUGAUUUAACCGAUGAAGAUGAAGCCCCACCUGCACCAUCAGCGUCAGUUCCAACGGGCUCGGCUGUUAUUUCCACUACAUCACAACGCCGCAGUUUACCCUCACAAAGUAACUUUAAUACUCCGAUGCCGUACAGCCGUCCGGCCCCUCCAUUGGCCCGUGUAACCCCUAGCAACCAAAUUGCCGCGAAUAAGCUGCGGGCAAUAGCUCCAAUGCCGACGGCCAAAAACUCUAUAUACUCUGGUCUGAGUGCACCGUCCGGCACAAGUAUAACACGUUUAAAUAUGUCUGCAAAUAGUCCUGCUCAGCAACGUUUAAAAUAUAGUCAUCCAGCACCUUUACCUACGACGCCUCCGCAAAAUUUUAACCCAAGCUGGAAAUUACCACCGCCUCGGCCUACCAUACGUAUUAGUAAUUUAGAUAACGGGAUAGUGAUUUCGUGGACCAUGGAGGAAUCACUUGAUCAUUAUGAUGAUUGUGUAAGCUAUCAGAUUUAUGCCUAUCAGGAGACCGCAGGACCGCCGUCUGUUGAUUCGUGGCGUCAUGUAGGCGACGUGAAAGCUAUGCUUCUUCCCAUGGCGGUCACUCUAACGCAAUUCCAAGAAGGUCAACGCUAUUAUUUCGCAGUGAGAGCCGUAGACUGUCAUCAACGUUACGGCCCAUUCAGUUUACCCAAAACAUGGAGCUAAGCAAUUCACAUGUUGUUGUAAUAUGUGGGAACAUUUCCCCUAUAUAUUAGUGAAAAAAAAAUUGUAAUUUUUGGUUUCUCUCAUCAUUGUGUCGUAUUGAUUUUUUCAUUAAUCGAUCUUUAGUUUCAGUUUGUUGAAUAUUUGAACUAUUUUCAAGCAACUUUUCCAUAUGCUUUUAUUCUAUUCUAUUUUUUUUUUUUUUUUAUUGAAUAUUGCUUUUUUUAAUAUUUAAGUUUUCGUUGAAUUUUU
Molecule: messenger RNA, 4712 nt
Organism: Glossina fuscipes
Lineage: Eukaryota; Metazoa; Arthropoda; Insecta; Diptera; Glossinidae
Gene: wde
Product: activating transcription factor 7-interacting protein 1
Exons: 5
Coding region: 306-4463 (1385 amino acids)
Biological process (GO): regulation of DNA-templated transcription
Cellular component (GO): nucleus; transcription regulator complex
Molecular function (GO): protein binding; transcription coregulator activity
Source: RefSeq, a predicted model, not a curated record